Carcharodon carcharias (great white shark) is the source of this 1609-nucleotide messenger RNA. Its product is annotated as homeobox protein Hox-A4. NCBI's taxonomy places the organism in Eukaryota, Metazoa, Chordata, Chondrichthyes, Lamniformes, Lamnidae. The coding region runs from base 72 to 815 and encodes 247 amino acids. The transcript is spliced from 2 exons. Gene Ontology annotation, biological process: anterior/posterior pattern specification; embryonic skeletal system morphogenesis; regulation of transcription by RNA polymerase II. Gene Ontology annotation, molecular function: DNA-binding transcription factor activity, RNA polymerase II-specific; RNA polymerase II cis-regulatory region sequence-specific DNA binding. The record is from RefSeq and is a predicted model, not a curated record. Gene Ontology annotation, cellular component: nucleus.
AAGUAGGAGGGUUUUAUGGAACAGAAAAACGACAACGCGAGAAAAAUUAGUAUUUUGCACUUCAGAAAUUAAUGACCAUGAGUUCGUUUUUGAUAAACUCCAACUACGUUGAGCCAAAAUUUCCACCUUGUGAGGAAUAUUCUCAAAAUAACUACAUACCAAGCCAAUCUCCUGAAUACUACGAGCGGCCGCGGGACCCUGGAUUCCAUCAUGAGGCACUAUACCCACAAUCAAACUACCCAGAGCCGACCUACAGCUUCAACAAUGUCCAAGGCACUGGCAACCAAGACAUGUCGCAAAGGGGUCAUGUGCAGUCGCAGGCUAGCCUCCAAAAUCACAUACCGAGACAGAAUCAGCUUUGUGAAGUGGUCCCAGUAGCCACACCAGCUUUGUGUAGCCAGAAUGCGAAAAAUCCCACUGCCCAGAAAGGUACUCUCAGCAAAGAGCCCAUAGUUUACCCGUGGAUGAAGAAAAUUCACGUUACUACCGUGAACCCAAAUUACACUGGAGGAGAGCCCAAACGGUCUCGAACUGCUUACACGAGACAACAAGUCUUAGAGCUGGAGAAGGAGUUCCAUUUUAACCGUUACCUAACCAGGCGUCGACGCAUUGAGAUUGCACACACUCUUUGCCUGUCUGAACGCCAGGUGAAGAUCUGGUUUCAGAACAGAAGGAUGAAAUGGAAGAAAGACCAUAAACUGCCUAACACUAAGAUGCGUUCUGCUAGCUCAUCAUCUUCUACAAGCCAGCAAACACAAGUAUCCUCCCAGGGCCCACAGCCAGAUGGUUCAGCACCAAAUUCAUCAAGUCUAUAGCUGCUUCGACUCUCCAACCCCUCUCCCACAACAUAGUUUGGACCAAAAUGUGUCUGCCACAUAACUGACUUGAAUGUGGAGGGAUUUCUUGCAGUGAGUUUUUUUUCCAGGGUAGAUGCUGUUAACCCCAAAAGGGACACGGCAUUUAUGUUGUGUUAACCCAUUCUCUGCAGACUUUCAAAGUGUUUUCUGUUUUUGAUUGGGUACGUUCUGUAUCCUUCAUUACCUCCACAUGAACCGAUGCUAGGUCCUGUCAAAGUGGCUUCUUCCAUGUUAUUCAAAGCAAAAAGAAUAAAAGGACACUGAAUAAUAGAUAUUGUGAGGAACUGUAAGCGUCAUAAUCACAACUAGUGUAGUCUGUUGGAAUAUUUGUGAGAAUUUAAGAAUAAAUCUGUUUUAGAAAAUGAGAAAGGCAGCAAUAUGUAUGGAUGUGGAAAUGGUUUUAGAGCAAAUAAACUGUCCAGAUGCUACAUAUAUAGGAAAUAAAUUAUGUCGCCAGCGUUAUUUAAGGUGUUUUUAUUUUAAACCUCUAUCCUCUAUAUAGUCGUGUUACUGAUAUCAGUAUAACGAAUGUGCAAGGAUCUUAUCCAGAGAUUUCAAACGAGUGGUUGUAUAUUUAACAAUUUUGGUACAGUCCAAACUGUGACGAAACCGUACAAAUCAUUGGUAAGAUUUGUGUAUUUUUCUGUGGAUAUUUCAGUGUGCUAUGUGCAGUGCCAAAUGUUGCUAAAACGAAAUACAUAAAUUACAGUGUAAAAAUGAAGCCUCGGGCUUUAAAUAAAAUGUUAAUUCGU